Messenger RNA from Aureobasidium pullulans EXF-150, 4819 nucleotides. RefSeq names its product ABC transporter. Gene Ontology annotation, cellular component: membrane. The transcript is spliced from 2 exons. Gene Ontology annotation, molecular function: ATP binding; ABC-type transporter activity; ATP hydrolysis activity. The record is from RefSeq and is a predicted model, not a curated record. Lineage: Eukaryota; Fungi; Ascomycota; Dothideomycetes; Dothideales; Saccotheciaceae. Bases 447 to 4328 code for a protein of 1293 amino acids. Gene Ontology annotation, biological process: transmembrane transport.
CCUACAUGCCAAGUGCUUAGCAGAUCGAAGGAAGGAACAAAGACCAAGCUUUCCUAUGUACAUCGCAGGAUCAAUCGUUUGAUUGGCCGGCUCGAAAACGCUGGCUAUUGCAGCCCCUUGAUGCCAGGCAACAGUUUAAGAGACUGGGGAUUGUUGUUGCCUUGUGUUGUGAAUGGCUCCGAGCCUGACAUGGAAUCUUAAAUUCUGAUCAGAAAAGCUUGCCAAUGGUCUUUCGAAUGCUCCCGAGCAACCUGACAUGCGCUGCCAUCAGGAAUUGACACAAACGCUCGAAGGUUCUCAGAUCAUCACCGAAAUCACCCAUUGACUCUCUGGACAACGAUUAUCUUUUCGAGUCGAGGAAUACAGAGGAAACUUUCGACAACAGCUCUAUAUCACCCAGACUGUUAUUCAGACUCAAUUUCAAGCUUGGAAGCUGCAGAUUCAGCAUGGGUAAAGGCUUGGUGAAGACCAACGAGAAAGAGAAACGUCAAGAUGCAAAACAGCCAGGUCGCACACCAAAGAUCUCCGAUUACUUCAGGGUCUUCUCUUACGCGACGAAAUUGGAUUUCUGUGUUUAUGCAAUUGCCUCUCUUGCAUCCAUCGGAGCUGGCGUGACACUACCUCUCAUGAAUGUCGUCUUUGGACAGCUCACUGGACAAUUCACAAAUUACUACGCUGAAUCAUCCGCCAUGUCUCGUGAUGACUUUGACCGUAUACUGAAUCGCCAGGCAUUGUACAUCAUGGCUCUUUUUCUCGGCCGCUGGAUUCUAAACACCGUCAACAAAUAUUGCUUCAGGAUGAUUGGCAUCCGUCUGUCAUCAGCCAUACGACUCCGUUACUUGCAAGCACUAUUCGCACAAUCGAUUCAUGUCAUUGACUCCAUGCCCCCUGGAGCACCCGCCACUGCCAUAACCGCAACAACGAACACACUGCAGCUUGGUAUCUCUGAACGUCUGGGUACCAUGCUGGUGUACUUGACGACGAUCAUGUCCGCGAUUAUCAUCGCUUUCGUCUGGAGUUGGGAUCUAGCCUUGGUAACAUCUUCAUUGAUCUUAUACACUUUGGUCGUGGUUUCGGUCAUCUUGCCAUUCAUCGUGAAGAGUCAGACGGCGACUCUUAAAGCUGAAGCAGAAGGGACCUCCAUCGCGAGUGAGGCUCUUGGAGGCAUUCGCUUAGUGUUGGCUUGUGGUGGUCAAAGCCAUAUCUUGUCUCGUUAUGAAACUUGGGUGCAAGAGGCUCAUAAGCAAGCACAGAAAACCGCACCGCUCAUUGGUGCGCAACUUGGUCUAGUAUACUUCGGAAUUUUCGGCGCCUUUGGACUCAGUUUCUGGUACGGAAGCCAGAAGUACAUUGCUAAUAGUAUCGAGAACUCUGGUGUGGUCAUCAUUGUGCUAAUGUCAGUCAUGAUGAUAAUCACUUCUCUAGGGUUCAUAUCGACGCCACUCAUAGCCAUCAGCAAAGCCAUGGUUGCUGCUUGUGAACUACUCACGGUCAUUGAUGCGCCGCUGCCUCCCUCGGGCUCUCUCCAACCAGACAUCAGUUCUGAGGAUGUGAUAUUCGAUAAUGUCAACUUUGAAUAUCCUAGCCGUCCUGGCGUUAAGGUCCUGAACGCGCUCAAUCUUCGACUGAAGUCAGGUCAAAACACCGCUCUCGUGGGUUCUUCCGGCUCGGGAAAAAGUACAAUCGUUGGACUGCUCGAGCGCUGGUAUUCUCUGAGAGAUCAACACAUGCUGGAGCAAGUAGUCGUUGCCAAAACGCCCGGAGACUCCAAAGACACAGCGAGCGAAGCGCUUGACGAGCAGCCAGAUGCACCUGUAAAACCAACCUUGUCUGGCUCUAUCACUAUUGCAGGAAAUAACCUCGAAGAUCUUGACCUCAAAUGGUGGCGGGCUCAAAUUGGAAUAGUUCAGCAGGAGCCAUUCCUUUUCAACGAUACAAUCUUUGGCAACGUUGCAAAUGGUCUGAUCGGAACCAAGUGGGAAGACGAGUCUGAAGCACAAAAACUUGAACUGGUCCGCGAGGCUUGUCACGAAGCUUACGCUCAUGAUUUCAUCGAUCGACUUCCGGAUGGUUACAACACGAAAGUCGGCGACGGUGGUGUCAAGUUGUCAGGUGGUCAAAAACAGCGUAUCGCCAUUGCACGAAGCAUAGUGAAGAAGCCCCGGAUCAUUAUCUUCGACGAAGCCACCAGUGCCGUUGAUGCCAAGAGCGAGAAGAUAAUCCAGCUUGCCCUCGACAGAAUCGCAUCAAGUCGCACGACCAUCACUAUCGCUCAUCGGCUCUCGACUAUCCGGAAAGCCGACCACAUAGUCGUCCUAAAACAGGGACAAGUGAUCGAGCAAGGCACACACGAAAGUCUUACCAAGGAUACGUCAAGCGCUUACAGUGCCUUGAUCCGAGCUCAGUCACUGCACACAACUGCUGCUGAAACACGCGAGCCAGAUACAUCAUUCUUGAAGGCAGACGCAGCGACCGAAAAGGCAGGAGGACAUAGUAUACAGACUACGACUCUGGAUCACCUUAACACGUUGAAGAAGAAUCCAGUCUUUGAGUCCCAAAGCCUAUUUCACAGUUUCAAGGAGCUUCUGCUCAACCAGCGAACACAUUGGCUUGCUCUUUUGGGAAUCAUUCUGUCUGCUAUGGCAGUCGCAGCCGCCACACCGAUCCAAGCCUGGCUCUUUGCAAAAGUUCUUGGUGUCUUUCUGCUAAGUGGCGACGAUGCUAAGAGAAGAGCUGACUUUUGGGGUUUGAUGUGGUUGGUUCUAGCCGCAGGCUCCGGUAUUGCGAACCUCUUCGAAGGAUGGAUCGGUCUGCGUGUCCAGGCUUCUGUUAGUGCGGUGUACAAGAAACAGUACUUCACGGAUAUGCUUUACCAAAGACUAAGCUUUUUUGACAAGGACACUAACUCGCACGGCACACUGAGCUCGCGUAUUGCAAGCGAUGCGAAGUUGUUAGAGGAAGUGUUCGGCCUCAAUCUUGCAGCUGCCUUGUCUGGAGCGUUCAAUGUUGUGGGUUGCAUUAUCAUCUCCCUCGUAUUUGCGUGGAAGCUUGGCCUGGUAGCUUUGUUCGUCACAAUGCCGAUAAUGCUCGGAAGUGGAUUCUGGAAAUACCGACAUGAAGUACGAUUUGAUCAGAUGAACUCAAAGGUCUUCGAAGACAGCUCGCAGUUCGCUACAGAAGCAAUAGGAGCCAUCAGAACGGUCUCUGCGUUGACCAUGGAGAACACCAUUACCGGGCGUUAUUCGAGACUUCUAGAUGGUCAUGUUCAAGCAGCACAUCGCAAGGCUUUGUGGACAUCUGGUCUUUACGGCUUCGUCGACAGUGCUGGUCUUGGUUGCCAGGCUCUUAUAUUCUGGUAUGGUGGCAGACUGCUUGCUAGCGGUGAGUACGGCUUUGAAGCCUUCUUUGUCUGCUACAUGGCUAUGAUACAGGGCGCAGAGGCAGCAAGCCAAGUCCUUAGCGUUGCUCCUAAUACUGCUCAAGCGACUGCUGCUGCAAACCGCAUCUUUGAGAUACAAAGCUCUGCCGAUCAAGAACGUGCUGGAUCAAGCGACAAGAAGAGCAUUCCUGAUACAGAUGGUCGGGUGCGUGUAGAGCUUCGAGAUGUGUUCUUCAAAUACCCUACGCGCGAUGUACAAGUGUUUGAAGAUUUGAACAUCAGUAUCGAGAAGGGUCAGUAUGCAGCGUUUGUCGGACCAUCCGGCUGCGGCAAGACAACCAUCAUCUCUCUCUUGGAAAGAUUCUACGAUUUGGGUCAAGAACAAGGCGCUAUACUUUGCAACGGUGUCAACAUCAAUGACAUGAACGUCUAUGACUACCGUCGGAAUCUAUCUCUUGUAGCGCAAGAACCUACCAUGUUCAGAGGCACUGUUCGCGACAACAUUCUCUUCGGCAUCUCCGACCCCAGCUCCGUACCAGAUGAGAAGAUCCAUCAGGUCUGCCGCGAUGCCUUGAUACACGACUUCAUCACCUCUUUACCUCAAGGAUACGAUACUGACGUCGGUCAAAAAGGCGUGGCCAUGUCGGGAGGUCAGAAACAGCGCAUCGCUAUAGCACGAGCCCUGAUCCGUGACCCGAAGCUUCUUCUGCUCGACGAAGCAACAUCAGCACUUGACUCAGAGUCCGAAAAGAUUGUUCAGACAGCAUUUGAGAGGGCACGCAAAGGAAGAACUAUGAUUGCUGUUGCUCAUCGGCUUUCCACUAUCCAGAGUGCUGAUGUCAUCUUCGUGUUCGACGAUGGUAAAGUCGUGGAGAAGGGGAGCCAUGCUGAACUUGUAACGAAACGAGGUGUUUAUUGGGAAAUGUGUCAGAACCAAGCUCUGGACUAGUGCGCCCCAUGAGCUUGGGUAAUCUCAACUUCAUGUACAACACGUUAGCGAAUCUCUGCUUCUUACUUUCUACAUCAUCUCUAUAAUGACGCCACAGACUAGAGAUAGUUAUCAAAAAAAUGUCUUUGAGAAGGUUGACAGUGGCUCUCCUUCAUCAGAAUAUUAUCGUGCUCUGUUUCAGCCUAAGAACGAGGUUUCAACGCUGGAAGUGGGGUACUAGACGUCCCAAAUAUGACUUGCUGUAUACUAAGCGAUCUCAGGAUCCGGUGUCCAGGUCCACAUGUUCAAACCAAUCUUCUUCCCUGAGAUCACCGGCAUACCCGCGUGUCUCAGAGCCGGAUGCGGAGUCUCACUGUGAGGUAUAAGAUUAUACCAAUAAAUCGCAUUUCCAGCCAUCGGUUUGAACGAAACACCCUUCUCCAUCGGCUCCUCGCAAUCAAUAAAUUCACACCACUCAACUCCUCUCGGCCUUUUCAAAUCAGGAAAAUUAG